This is a messenger RNA of Pyricularia pennisetigena, 1155 nucleotides long. RefSeq lists its product as uncharacterized. Lineage: Eukaryota; Fungi; Ascomycota; Sordariomycetes; Magnaporthales; Pyriculariaceae. The coding region runs from base 1 to 1155 and encodes 384 amino acids. The transcript has a single exon. The record is from RefSeq and is a predicted model, not a curated record.
AUGCUGGCGGAAAAGGGCCCCAGCUUGCUCCUCCAUGGCGGGAGGAGGUCUAUUAUAGGUUUACUGUUAGCCGGCGCCUCUUUUUUCUUUCUCAUCCUCACAUACAUCAACCUCCCAUCUCAGCCAAGACCUCCACCCACCCGCUUGACGGCAUCAUCCAACGCGGCCGCGCCGAAACCCCACAUCGUCAGCGUCGAUGAAGCCGCUUCAAACGCUACCGUCGGGGUUGAAUCCAUCCUGUUCCUCAACCUCCCGCAUCGCAACGACCGAUACGACGCCAUGGCGAUCCAAGCACACCUGUCCAAGUUAAAGAUGACGCGCUUCCCUGCCGUCGACGGGUCGAAGCUCACAAGCCAGGGCAUGCCACCUGCCGAAAACUCCCAGGCCCCCCUCAAGGACGGCGAGAAGGGCUGCUUCCGUGCGCACGCCAACGUCUGGCAGCACAUGCUGGAGAAGGACGUACCCGCCGCGCUGGUGUUCGAAUCCGACGCCGGCUGGGACGUCAACUUCAGGCCCAUCAUGGGGAAGCUGAACGGCGGGUUCCGCAAGCUGCUGCAGCAGGAACACCCGGACAAGCGAGAGGUCUUUGAGGAGAACCCCGACGACCCCUGGCUGGCCCGGUCGGGCACGUGGGAUCUGCUCUCGGUCGGACACUGCGUCGACGCACGAGGCAACGGCGCCUACGUCAUCUACGACGACCCCCACGCGCCGAGCACCAACUACCAGGUCGACGUGGACGGCGGCCAGGCGGUGCUCAACCACAAGCGGAUCGUGUACCGGGCGCACAGCCUGUUCUGCACGACGGGCUACCUGAUCUCGCUCUCGGGCGCGGCGCGGCUCCUCGUGCGCAUGAACUGGAACUUUGACGCCCCGGUCGACGUCAUCAUGAACGCCAUGAUCAACAACGGCGAGCUGAGGGCGUACAGCAUGCAGCAGAGGCCCGUGGUGCAGUGGACCUACAUCCCCGGCAUCGGCAAGGGCAGGAGCAACAGCGACAUCCAGAGCGACGGCAAGCCCGAGGAGGGCACCGAGGAGGGCUGGGACCGCGCCAAGAAGGAGAGGACCGUCUACGAGUACCACGGCGGCUAUGCCGACGCCAACAUAGUGGACUUUGCUCUCAGCAGUGCGUGGCAUCGCAUUAUUGGCCACAUGUAG